Molecule: messenger RNA, 393 nt
Organism: Brassica napus (rape)
Lineage: Eukaryota; Viridiplantae; Streptophyta; Magnoliopsida; Brassicales; Brassicaceae
Exons: 1
Coding region: 1-393 (130 amino acids)
Biological process (GO): protein desumoylation
Cellular component (GO): nucleus
Molecular function (GO): deSUMOylase activity
Source: RefSeq, a predicted model, not a curated record
AUGUAUGUUCCUGUUUUUGUCCACGGUAACCACUGGAUCUCUAUGUGCGUUCAUUUCGUUACUCGAACGAUUGAAGUCUUCGAUUGUGCCGGAUUGAAACACCAUCAAGAUGUGGAGCCUUUUGCGAAUAUUAUCCCUCGGAUUGUAAAAGAUGUCCAGUCAGCUGAGAACAAGAAGCAUCUCAACGUCAGAACAUAUAAAGUCGUGUACGUGCCAGUGCCAUUCAUAAACAAGAGUAGUAGUGACUGUGGAGUUUACUCACUGAAAUUCAUCAAGUGUCAUGCUCUAAGCUUGUAUUUCACACUGGUGAACGACGACAGCAUUCGUGAAGCCAGACAGAAGAUUGCAUAUGAUCUUUGGGAAGCUGCAAACGAUCCCGAGCUGAUGUUGUGA